Molecule: messenger RNA, 1931 nt
Organism: Eufriesea mexicana
Lineage: Eukaryota; Metazoa; Arthropoda; Insecta; Hymenoptera; Apidae
Gene: Nup75
Product: nuclear pore complex protein Nup75
Exons: 8
Coding region: 27-1931 (634 amino acids)
Biological process (GO): mRNA export from nucleus; positive regulation of DNA-templated transcription; protein import into nucleus
Cellular component (GO): nuclear pore outer ring
Molecular function (GO): structural constituent of nuclear pore
Source: RefSeq, a predicted model, not a curated record
ACAGUUUUUCUCUUAUAUUGUUAAGUAUGGACGAAACUGACAGUCCUCCAACUGUAGAUAUUCCAAAUAUUUCUGAACAUGUACGUAUUACUGGAAGCUGGGUAAAUAGUAACAGAAUCAGUAUAUACGCUAAUAGGAGAAUAAAUAAGAAAAACCUAGAGAAAUAUGAUCCAACAGUACAUAUUUUAAAGCCUGAAGUAAUUCUAUUUUCACCACAAUUACGUAAAUUAGUAAAUGAAAGUAAUGGUGUCUUUUUAUCCAUUCAAAAAAUAAAAUCUUCUUCUGGCGAUGUUAGACCUGAACUUUUAAAACAUAGCAAACAAUAUAGAUCUAUUUUGAGAGCAUGUAUAGAAAGUUUGCAAGAUAUAUGUGGAAAAUGUUUAUCUGAUAAAAAAGAGUCAAUAGAGAAUUUUCUGACCAUUUUUUACCAAAUAGAAUGUGUAUGGCACUUAAUUGAAAUUCUUUAUGUAGAUGUAGUACCAGGUGAUGUAGUUUUACCACCAUUAUUAGAAUGGGUUAGGUUUCACUUCCCAUCUAGAGAACUCAUAGCAGUUAAAAUAUUAGCUCAAAAGACAAUUGGUGCUGAUCUGGAGCAUCCAAAUUAUUGGGAAGCUGUAAUAGGUUGCGCGUUACAUGGCAAGUUAGAUUUAAUAAGAGCUUUAUUAGCAUUACAUAGCAAAGCAGAUCAUCCUGCUUUUGUAAUGGCAGAAAAUGUCCUUAAAACAAUGCCUGUGUAUAAUGUAUAUGGUGGUUAUUCUGUAAAUGAAUUUACUAUAUGUUGGAAACAUUGGCAAAUGGAUUUAUGUUCAAAUUUAAAUAGUAAAGCAUUUAUUGUUGAUACUAAUUUAGAAAUGCUUAUGAAGUUCAUUGCAGGAGAACAAGAUAUACUGUGGCAAUUUUCACAGUAUACAGAUGCUUGGUAUGAAUUACUAGCAGCAAAAUUAUUGUAUACCUCUCCAUGUUGUAAGCAACCUGAACUUUCUUCUCAUGCCAAUAACAUUUCCAAAAGAUGGCAAGCUAAUAGACCUUCUGAUAAUGCUAUACGUGCUUCGAUGGAAAGUAAUUUACAUCAUGUUAUUAAAGAAAUACAAUAUAUGGGUGAUAAUGGAUGGUUUGCAGCUCAUUUAGUAGAUUUAUUAUGCACGUGUGGAAAACUUAAAAUAUUGGAUAAAGAUCAGAUAGAAGUUAGUAGUCAGCUACAUGAAUCUCUUAUAUUAGAAUAUGGUAACACAUUAAUGGGACAUCAUUCUUUAUGGCAAUGUGGUGCAAGUUAUUUGAUACAUUGUCCUACUCAAGGUUUAGCUAGAUUAGAAAUAUUGUUACAGUCACUUCCAAUGGGGUCAGAAGCGCGAGUAAAUAAAAUUCUAAGUAUAGCACGAGAUAAUAAGAUGGAUCAUAUCGUUACUAGCAUUUGUAAAAUUCAAGGAUUAAAAUCUAUAAAACAAGGAAGACUAGGAAAUGCACUUGCAUGGGCAUUAAAAGCUCAAGAUAGUUGUUUUAUAACAUACAUUGCAGAUCAGUUUUUAAAACGUUAUGCAGAACACGGGAAAUUGGAAUGUCGUGAUCUACUAGAAAAUUUAGGAUUUUGUAUGAUGGCCAGUGAUAGGCUCACAUUUUUGGGAAAGUAUUGCGAAUUUCAUCAAAUGUACGGUAUCGGAGAAUUUAAAGAAGCAGCAAGUUUAUUAGUAUCCCUCUUAGUUUCAAAUUUAACACCGAAAUACUUUUGGUCGAUACUUUUAUCUGAUGCUAUUCCACUAUUAGAAGCAAAAGAUGUAAUUUUGUCUUCCAGUGAUUGUUUUGAAUUGUUGCGUUGUGUGGAAGCGCAUGGAGACGAUCCGAAAUUUCAAAACGAAAUCGAAAUCUUCCGGCUAGCUGUUGCUAGAAACCUGGCUCGAGCGUUGAGUCUUGAAGGCUGUCAAGUGGAACAUUAG